AUUUUUUCUCAUUGUCAGACAGAUAUAUAUCAGGUAACCCCGGCGCAAUUCACUCGAAGAUAAAAUCUAAACCUGUCAUAGAAGACAAUUAUUGGGAUUCGCGGUAUUCAGAUUUCUGGAUUAAUAAAAAUAGUUUAGACCUUUCGAAGCAGAUAACGUAGUUAGGCGUAUCGUGUUAUUGCUGUCUCCCAGAACUGAAAACUGAGACCCCGAAGGAGACACAAAUGUCACACGCCAGUAUAAUAGCUGUGAGGGGGAAAUGACGGGGAUGUUGGAUAGACUGACUCUGACGCAUUUAGCUACGUUACGAAUUUAAAAAUAACGUCUUUAGCAUGUUUUUGCUGUCUGACAAACAUUGAUCGAGAAAGGAUAGAAAUUGCCGUGAAACAAACAAAAGUUAUGCCAGGACAUGGGGAGCGAUGUCAAAUGAUAUCGUGUAAUUUUACGGAGCUUGAACACCUCGGUCACUUCUACGACACGCCGUCCAUAAUAUUACAGGCCGUAGCUCUAACAUUGAUCAUAUUGUCGGCCUUCAUGGCCAACGGUCUCAUGUGUUUGGUGUUUUACAAGCGACCACAUUUACUAAAUGUCGCACAUAUAUUUGUGCUAAAUCUGGCCAUUUGUAACUUAGCAAUAGCUGUAUUGGCACUCCCUUUUACACUUGGAGCGGUCGUAUCUCAGAGUUGGCCAUUUGGGACAAUUUGGUGCCUCAGUCAAGCCUUUUUAUUUAACACACUAGUGAUGGGAUCGACAUCCACCGUUCUCAUGGUGUCUUUGGACCGUUACUACGCAAUCAUGUCUUCGUUGAAGUACCCUUAUGUAUUCACGAUCUUCAGAUGCAAGGUUUUGAUUGGUGUUCAAUGGAUUAUAGUAAUCUUGGCAGCAGCGCCACCUUUAGCCGGAUGGGGAAAGUAUACAUUCCAACGGUAUAAAUAUGUUUGUAGUUUAGAAUGGAAACCUGGUCGAAUGGCGGAUGGUUAUAAUAUAGUUGUUGGUAUAUUCUUCUAUGCCAUCCCCACUGGGAUAAUAUGCUGGUGCUACGGAAGGAUAUUCAUUGCAGCAGUUAGCCACACUAAACGACGUAACAAAGUUUACCCAAGCACUGAAGACUCCACACAUACAGCUACAGGAGAAUCGAGUGGAUCAUUUAAAAGGAAUACCAUGUUGUUCGAAGCCAGGAAAAAAGUAAGAGAUUUCAAAGCAGUAAGAACCAUUCUUUUGAUAAUAUUAACGUUUAUGCUCUGUCGAGGGCCGUAUUUUAUCAUAUCAGGAAUCGAAGCCCAGGGAAUACUCGUUAAUCCAAAAUGGCAGACUUGCGCCAUGUUUCUCCUCUACUCAGAGACGGUAAUAAAUCAAUGUAUUUAUGGAUACCUUAACAGAGUUACUAGGUUUGAAAUAUGGCGAAUGGUAAAAUUAAUUGUAAACCAAGGUAAUCAGAGUACAACAAUGACAGAAAGUGAUGAGUUUGCGUCAACAACAACAUCGUCAUACCGAAUGAAGACAUUCGGAAAACGAAAGAUGGUGCCGUCAAUCAACGUUAUACCAGUACAAUUGAAUACCAUAGCAGAAGUGACAGAGGAUGUUGGAGAAAGUAAUACAGGCAGUGUGUACAUAUAAGUUAUCCAUAUGUCCAUAUUUUAUUUUUGUAAUAUAACAUUUAUUCAAUUUAAUAUGUCUUUCUGUUAUUAAACAUUAUUAUAAUCUGUGCUGCACAUUCGUCAGAAACGUGUAUUACUAGUGUAGAACUAACCAGUAAUUAUCAUAUGUGUGUGUUUUAAGUAUACUUUGGUUUAAUCAGAGCAGCACACACGACACAUGGUAUUCUCUCUUAUCAUAAAUUCACAGGGAAUGUUAUAAGAGAUCCAUUUUAUUUAGUAAUUUGCACGACUGUCUCAGUACGAGGCCAUUUGUCAUUCGAUGACCCAGAUGCGAGUAGAAAAUAAUGCUAAAAGC
Molecule: messenger RNA, 1953 nt
Organism: Owenia fusiformis
Lineage: Eukaryota; Metazoa; Annelida; Polychaeta; Sabellida; Oweniidae
Source: the annotation of a GenBank genome assembly